Molecule: messenger RNA, 1098 nt
Organism: Aspergillus tanneri
Lineage: Eukaryota; Fungi; Ascomycota; Eurotiomycetes; Eurotiales; Aspergillaceae
Exons: 1
Coding region: 1-1098 (365 amino acids)
Molecular function (GO): oxidoreductase activity
Source: RefSeq, a predicted model, not a curated record
AUGAGACAAGAGGAUUCUCACACACGAUGGAUCCGAUUGGACUUUGAAAACGACGAAAAUCCGUGGACAAGCGACAAGAUUGGACACGUUAUUCAUGUGUUGGAGCGGUCAUUCGACAAGGACGCUGAGACAGGCAACAUUGAAUGGGAGUACUCGGUAGCAGAUUCCCAGCUUCAUGUGCCCAGGAUCUUCCCUGAGAAAACUCAAGAUGCCAUUGCCAGGAACCUCAAACUUCCUCUUAAACCUACGCUUGAAGCAUUUCAUCAGCCUGACAAGCCUCUGGUAUGGGAGACGUCGCCGAGUACGGGCCUGGACUCAUACUUCGUGGAGAAUCCAGUGAUCCUAUCUACGGAUGUGCCAAGUGAGAUGGUGGAAGUGGAGGCAAAAGCUUUUGGCCUGAAUUUCCGUGAGGUGAUGGUUGCGCUCGGCCAACUGGAAGAGCCUCUGACGGGCUACGAGUGCUCCGGCAUCAUCACCCGUCUAGGUCCCAAUACGGAGCAAAGCGGUUUGAAGGUUGGCGACCGCGUUGCAGCAUUGUGCAAGGGCCGUAUCGCGAGCAAGGGGCGAACUUACUGGACUUCGGUUGUGAAGUUGCCGGACGAAAUGCCUUGGGAAAUGGCAGCCUCAUUCCCAGCGGCUUACACCACGGCUUAUGGCAGUUUAAUUCAAGUUGCAGGACUCCAGAAGGGCGAAUCAGUGCUCAUCCAUGCUGCAUCCGGUGCAACUGGCCAAGCCGCGAUUGUCAUUGCGCAGCAUGUUGGAGCAGAGGUCUUCGCUACCUGCAGCACUGAAGGGAAGCGAGGCCUUCUCGUCGAACACUACGGCAUCAAGCCCGAUCAUAUCUUCGCCAGCCGUUCUGAAAGCUUUGCUGCGGGUAUCAUGGCUAAAACAAAUGGCAAGGGAGUUGAUGUAAUUCUUAACUCUCUGUCUGGGCCGCUGUUGAAGGCAUCUUGGGAUUGCAUGGCUCGUUUCGGCCGCUUUGUUGAUAUCACGAAGGUGGACAUGGAGGCCAACCGCUGGUUACAGACAGCCCCAUUCACCCGCUGUUCCAUGUUUUCGAGUUUCGACCUGUUGCAACUUACUAUCGUGGCAGACUGA